This is a messenger RNA of Symbiodinium necroappetens, 2730 nucleotides long. The record is from the annotation of a GenBank genome assembly. Lineage: Eukaryota; Dinophyceae; Suessiales; Symbiodiniaceae.
AUGGCAGUUUCCAUUCUCUUGGAGCCGUACUUGGAGGACUGGCGUCGGCGGCCGCGUAUGGCCACAGCGGUUCUGAAGCGAUUGGCGAAGCAAGGUCGAUCUCAGCUCGCAGCAACGGUGUUGUCAGCCAUGGCAGCACAUGGUGUGGAGACGAAUGAAAUCCAUUAUAGUGCAGUGCUCGCAGCGUAUGCCUCUGGUGGGCAGUGGCUUUCGGCUUUGGCUUUGGCCCAACGCAUAGGACGGUCAGGCAUGCAGAUGGAUGCAGUCGGCGUUGGAACACAGAUGCGGGCUUGUGCUCGAAGUAAGCAUUGGGACUGGCCUCUGUCUCUGCUGAUGGACCUGCGCAGCUCUGCUUGUGAAUUGGAUGUGGUCGUCUACAACACUUGCGUUGCCUGCGGUAUCUGGGAGAGCUCAUGGUUCCUACUGAGAGACAUUCGACGAAACAAGCUUGAGCCAGAUCAUCUCACGUUCAAUGAACUGUCGGCGUCAUCGUGGCCAGCGUCUGUCUUCAUCUUGAUGUGCAUGGCCCACGAGUUUCUGAUGCCCGAUGUGUUCUGCUACAACUCUGUCAUCGCCGAAGGGGGCGUAGGCUGGCAGGGAGGGCUGAAUAUGGUGGACACCAUACAAGCAUCAGGACUUCGUCCGGAUGUUGCUACGUAUGAUGCCUCGAUAGGGGUUUGCGGUGGUGCCCACUGGCAGACGGCUUUCUCAUUGUGGACCAUCCUUGUGACCGCGUGCCGGGCAGACGUCGUGGCACUUACUGCGGUCCUGGGCACCUGUGCGGAUAUCUCGAAAUGGCAGGCCUCCUUUGGGGUUUGCCAGGAACUACAGGCAGUGGACCUAAUCUCCUGCAACGCGUUAGUCCAUGCGUGUGCUAAGGGCAGCAUGUGGCAGGAUGCCGUGUUCCUGUUCGAUGUAGCACCCCGGAAUCGAGUUCUACCAGAUGAGGCAACACAGAGCUCUCUUCUCACAUCGUUGUCGGCCGGAUCCUGCUGGGAGCUUGCACUGUCGGCCUUCCUUCAAUGGUUCGGGAAGCCGUCGGCCCGCACGCCUCUCGUUUGCAGCGCACUCUUGAGUACCUUGUCUGCAGGCUGGCAGUGGUUGUUUGCCUUGCAGCUCCUGCGCGUCAUGGCAAAAUCCAGCGUGGAAGCCAGCCGGGAGUGCCAGAACGCGGCCAUCGACGCCUGUGGCCGCGCCUCGCAGUGGCAAAUGGCCGCCGCUCUCUUCUUCGGGAGUUCUCCUGCUAACUCCAUCGGCUUGAACUCGGCCGUCGCUGCCAAGGCCCGGGCGGCCGAGUGGCAAAUGGCCGCUUUGGUGCUUGGGUCCUUCGCUUCCCGAAAUCUGCAGAGGAAUGGGAUCAGCUUCAGUUCCGCGGGCCACGCUCUCGCCAGAUGCCUCCUCUGGGACCGCUCCUUGCAUGCCUUGAAAUUCACGAAGCAAGCGGGGGUGCUGCCGUUCCAUGCGGCCUACAACUCUGCGGCUUGCUCUCUAGAGAAGAAGCACUGGUCCCGAACACUCGGCCUCCUGAAGGCCAUGGGGAUCCUGCACGUGGAAAGAGACGACGUGGCUUGCAGCAAGCUCUUGAGUUCAUGUGCCAACACUGCUCAGUGGAGAUUGUCUUUGUGCAUAGCAGGCCAGAUGCCUCGCAAUUCGUAUUUUUGCACUGAUGCAGUAUGCACGUGUGCGGUCAGAUCUUUGACCAGUGCGUUGAGGUGGACGGAUGCACUGGAGCUCUGGCUCGGUUCCACGUCCUCCAUUCCUUCCGCAACUUUAUUUUCAAGCUUCGUGCUGGACUGCAUACUCCAGGGCUACAUGGCGUCUGGCCAUGGCCAUGUGCAGCUAGUUCCCUCUAUGCUCAGUCGGUUACAGUCCACGCCCUUCUUAAGGAGUGGCUCUCCGCUCAGGCAAAAAAGGCGGAACGAGUCCACGGAUGUGGCUAGGACUAGCUCUGUACGACGCUUGGAUUUCGUGACCGAGGCACAGAGCUCCAUUUCAGGCGCCGUCUCCCUGAAGGAGCAAGCCGAGAAAAACAGCCGGGCCAUCGGCAAGAUCAUACCGACAUGGCAAGCUGUUGAGGGCACCGCGGUCAGCAUGUGCCCGUCAGUGCUUGCAACGAAGGACACCAUUGGACACCUGCAGUGUCGCACGACGGAGUUCGUGAGCAAAGCCGGGCUGUCCUCUUGGGUCCCAUCGCAGGUGACGGACAUCGUGGGCAACUGCCCAGCCACGUUGCCGACGACGGAGGAAGCCGUGGCGCAGGGCUGCCCGGAGAAGGCCCAGUCCGCCAACGUCAAGGAUGUACUCGGUGAGCACUCUGAGACCCUCGGUUGGGCCAUGGCCGUGGGCGGCGGUGUGGUCGGCCUGGGCAUCUGUGGAGGAGGCGCCGCUAUAAUGAAGAGCAAAGCGAGCAAGGACGAGGAGGAGUAUGACUCCGAAGAAGAUGAGGAAGAGAAUCAGACAUUGAAUGGCUGGCAGUCUCACCUGGCUGGGUUCAGUGCCGAGAUCCUGCGUAUCUGGCCUCACGUGACAUGCAGCAAAGCAGACAUUGAGCACUGGCCAAUCCAGACAUCAGCCCCCAGCGCGAGCAGUGCAUUGUAUUUCGGAUGCGAGCCCAUGCCCCAUGGCUGUGUGCCACAGCGGCCUCAAGAAGAUGCCGGACUCGCGUUGACCGGGCGAAAGAGACUUGCGCCUGACUGGAGACCCACCCUGGUCGCGGAUCCUCACCAGUAG